Messenger RNA from Diachasmimorpha longicaudata, 1509 nucleotides. RefSeq lists its product as uncharacterized. The record is from RefSeq and is a predicted model, not a curated record. Lineage: Eukaryota; Metazoa; Arthropoda; Insecta; Hymenoptera; Braconidae. Gene Ontology annotation, molecular function: odorant binding; olfactory receptor activity. Gene Ontology annotation, cellular component: plasma membrane. Bases 27 to 1283 code for a protein of 418 amino acids. The transcript is spliced from 7 exons. Gene Ontology annotation, biological process: sensory perception of smell; detection of chemical stimulus involved in sensory perception of smell.
GAUACAAGUUCCUUCAAAAAUUUGAGAUGAAAAAAAAAGUCUUUCCACUGAAGAAAAGUUAUUUGUAUUUUAAUUUUCAGUGUUUGAGCUGGCUUGGGAUAUGGAACCCCUACCAGGGAGGACUCAAGUACUGGCUUUAUCAAGCUUAUUGGGCGUACGUAGUUAGUGUGAUAAUGGCGAUGAGAAUGACGAACAUAUUAGUACGAGGAAUUAAUGCCGAGAAUUCCGUGCAAUUUCUUCAAGAAUUUUCGUUACUAGCGGUGGAAACAGCUGAUACCAUCAAGUACAUGGCAUUUUUAUUUCAUCGAGCUGACGUGGUGCAGUUGUCCGAGGCAUUCAACUGGGAGAGACACUUGCCAGGGAGUAAUCGAAUUUCACAAUACCGAAACACAGUGCUGACCAGCUCAUUAAAUUUCUCCAGAACAUUCACCAUUACCAUCAUGAUCACUAUCCUCCAGUAUUUCGGAUUUUCAUUCUACUCUGCGUUCAUUGUGGCUGACUACCAAGUGGAAAGACUGCCUAUAGGUGCUGCACCGAUGAAAUACUGCUUCGUAUUAACGAAUUUUUGGGUCGCUUUCAUCAGCGACUACCUGACAUUCACUCUAUUGGGCCUAAUCGCCGUUGCUCAUGAUGCGUUUAUCAUGUCUGUCAUGAUAAAUAUCGAGGCGCAAUUGAAGAUACUCAAUUUUCGGUUGGAACGAUGUCACAUGACGAGUCUCAAUGAUGAUGCCUCCGAAGAUGAUUCCGCUGUCAUUCAUUUCGAGUGCGUUGAACUAAGCCGCGAUAAUACAAUGAAUCCGAACACAGAAUUGAUGAAUUGCAUUAAAUUUCAUCAGCAAAUUGUAAGGAUAUUGCGAAUAUUCAAGAAAAUUUAUGACAACGCUCUCCUACCCCAGUUGUUCAUCAGUUUACUACUCAUCACUGCACUUCUAUUGCAGAUGAUCCUGAUAUUUUUGUUCAAGGGGAGGGAAAGUAAUAAUGCUGAUGCUGUAGUCGCAUUGGGAUUCUUGAUUCCAGUUAUACUACAGUUACUGGCAUUUUGUUGGGGUGGCAAUAUCAUCUUGGUUGAGAGUGACAAGUCAAGCGAUUCCCUCUACGUGUCUCAUUGGUAUGAGAGAGACAGAGAGUUUCGAAACAAUGUGAAAAUAUUUCUCGGCGCUGUCAGAAAUCCGUUGAUAGUCAGUGCUGGGGGAUUGUGUGAUUUGUCAGCAGUUACUUUCAAAAAUAUUCUGAGCAAAGCUUAUUCGGGAGUGGCAGUUCUACAAAAUAUGCAAAAUGAAUGAGGAUUUCCUGGUGUUCAGGACUUCCAAUAGUCUCCCGGAAUGAAUUACGCUUCAACAUUUGAAUAUGUUAGUCCAUGAAUAGCAGCAGAUGCGCGAGAUGUUGACCAAUGUAGGCUUCAAGAAAAUUUUUUACUUGCUAGCAAUAAAUAGGAAAUGAAGACAAUAUUUGGUGACUAAUCAUAGACAUAACUGCAGUGUAAUUUUCUGCAAUUUCAUCAUUAACCCA